UUCCUUGACCUCUCGACGUGACAAAAUGGAAACAUAAUCAGCGGCCGGUGACAGUUGUUAUGGGAGAAGGGGGGAGGUAAUGAUAAUGCCAGCCUAAUGCGUGGUCUCAACAUCCGAAAGGUCAGUCCUCCCCUCCCCACCCCUCUGCCAAAAAAAAGAAACCAUCAGAGUGAGGAUAGCAAAUCUCCUUUGGGCUCCUGCCUUUGCUCUUUUAGUCCCGUGUAUUUAUAGCUGGGAACAACUGUUACUUAAAAUGGAGAUUUAAAUAGGAGGAGGUGGUAUGUGUGCAUUCACACCCUGCCUCUUAUCUGUUCUUCCUUCAUACGCUAUCGUAACAUGCCCCUCUUUCUCUCUCCCUGUUUCUCCGAUCAGGGACUGUAAGCAGAACUGGAAGGGAAAGGCGAGGAUAUUUUUUUGGUUAUCCCUACCUCUUUUGUUGUUCGUUUUGCUCUGUGAAUAGUAUAUAAGUUUAACUUUUCCCAAUGAAGGGCACUUGGCUAUGCCUGGCCGUCUUCUCCCUGGCCUGCCUCUGCUGUAGGGCGGAAGACGGUCUCCACUUCCCCAGGUAUGACGGAAAAGACAGAGUUGGCAUCGUCGACAUGAAAAACUACCAGAAGCUUUUGCAAAAGUACGACAUCCUGUGCCUCAUGUACCAUCAGGCGGUACCUGCAGGAGAUAAAGUUGCCCAGAAGCGCUUUGACCGGGCCGAGCUGGUGCUGGAGAUGGCAGCUCAGGUCCUGCAAGACAAAAACGUUGGAUUCGGACUUGUCGAUGAGAAGAAAGAAGCCAAGGUGGCAAAGAAACUGGGUCUGAUAGAACUUGGGAGUGUGUAUAUCUUUAAAGGCGAUCACCUGAUUGAGUAUGAUGGUGAGCUGUCUCCUGAUGUCCUGGUAUCAUUUCUUCUAGACGUGACUGAAGACCCUGUGGAACUUAUCGAAACCCGGGCAGAGGUUCGAUCUUUCGAGAGGACAGAUGAAGUUAUUAAAUUGAUUGGAUACUUUAAAAGUGAAUCUUCUGAAAAUUACAAAGCCUUUGAAGACGCAGCUGAACACUUCCAUCCUUACAUCAGGUUUUUUGCAACUUUUAAUAAAGUGGUUGCAAAGAAACUUUCACUGAAGAUGAAUGAGGUGGAUUUCUACGAGCCUUUCAUGGGUGAUUCAAUCACUAUUCCCGAUAAACCCCAUUCAGAGGAGGAAAUCGUGGAGUUUAUUCAAGAACACAAAAGAUCAACUCUCAGGAAGUUGCGUCCGGAAGACGUGUUUGAGACAUGGGAGGACGACAUGGAUGGGAUUCAAAUUGUGGCUUUUGCUGAGGAAGAAGAUCCUGACGGCUAUGAAUUUCUGACAAUCUUAAAAGAAGUAGCACGAGAAAACACAAACAAUCCAGACCUGAGCAUUGUGUGGAUAGACCCAGAUGACUUCCCUCUGUUGUUUACUUACUGGGAGAAAACCUUCAAGAUUGAUCUCCAUAGGCCCCAGAUUGGAGUGGUGAAUGUCACCGAUGCCGAUAGUAUCUGGAUGGACAUUAAAGAUGAUGAUGACCUACCAUCAGCUGAGGAACUGGAAGAAUGGCUUCUAGACGUUCUCUCAGGAAAGGUUAAUACGGAAGAUGAUGAUGAUGAUGAUGAAGAUGAUGAAGAUGAUGAUGAUGACAAUGAUGAUGACGAUGAUGAUGAUGAAGAUGAUGAUGAUGAUGAUGAUGACAAUGAUGAUGACGAUGACAAUGAUGAUGACGAUGAUGAUGAUGAUGAUGAUGACGAUGAUGACUAAUCAUUGAUCUGUAAUCUUCAUUUAUCAACAAUGUGAACAAAAUAAUUCUAUAUGUUCAAAGGUAUUUUAAAACAGAUAUAAGUGUUAUUUGAGAGAAAUACUUGAAAUGAAUUCAAAUUCUCCUAACGAUCAAAGUAAAAACAGAUUUAAAAAUGAAAGACAACUGAUUUAUAAA
Amblyraja radiata (thorny skate) is the source of this 1944-nucleotide messenger RNA. RefSeq names its product calsequestrin-2. Bases 483 to 1769 code for a protein of 428 amino acids. NCBI's taxonomy places the organism in Eukaryota, Metazoa, Chordata, Chondrichthyes, Rajiformes, Rajidae. The transcript has 11 exons. Gene Ontology annotation, molecular function: calcium ion binding. Gene Ontology annotation, cellular component: Z disc; sarcoplasmic reticulum lumen. Gene Ontology annotation, biological process: regulation of cardiac muscle contraction by regulation of the release of sequestered calcium ion. The record is from RefSeq and is a predicted model, not a curated record.